UUCCCCCCGACACGGAAAUAUCUAUUUCUGGGGGCAGAUGCAAAUCCCUAGGCAAAUAAGCGCGGCCCCGUGGCUGCCCGUCACCUCUUGGGGCUGUGGGGCUGCAGGUUUGGUGGUGCUGGGGGGUAGUUUGGAGGGGCUGGGGGGCCAGUGCAGCAGGGAGCCUCCAGGGAGGCUGACAGCACCUCUUUCCCCCCCCAGGUCCCUGCACCUUGCUGCGGAGAUGCCGGAUCUGCCUUUCCUGCCUUUCUGCGCCUUGCUGGGCAGCCUGGGGCUGGGCUGCGUGGCCUUGGUCAGCGCGUGGUGCCAGCACUGGCGCGGUGGCUUUGCCUGGGAUGGCAGCGCCCGCAUGUUCAACUGGCACCCAUUGCUGAUGGUGACGGGCAUGGUGGUGCUGUAUGGAGCAGCGGCUCUGGUGUACCGCCUGCCCCCUGCUUGGCGUGGCCCCAAGCUGCCCUGGAAGAUGCUACACGGCAUGCUGGCACUGACAGCCUUCAUCCUCGCUGUGCUGGGGCUGGUGGCUGUCUUCAGCUUCCACAAUGCGAGCGGGACACCCAACAUGUACUCGCUGCACAGCUGGCUGGGGCUGGCCACCGUACUGCUCUUCUCCUGCCAGUGGGUGGCCGGCUUCAGCGCUUUCCUGCUGCCCUAUGCACCCAUGUGGCUUCGUGCCCUCUACAAGCCCGUCCACAUCUUCUUUGGCUCCACCAUCCUUAUGCUCUCCGUGGCCUCCUGUGUGUCAGGCAUCAAUGAGAAGCUCUUCUUCAGCCUGAAGAACGGGACAGCGUCGGUGCCGUACAAACUCCUUCCCCCUGAGGCCGUCUUUGCGAACAUUUUGGGGCUUCUCAUCAUCCUCUUUGGGGUGCUGGUGCUGUGUGCCCUGGCCAAGCCCAGCUGGAAGCGCCCCGAGGCCGACUCCCUUGACACUCACCAGCCCCUACUUGGUGCAGAGCACUGACACUUCUGAGGUCUCUCCCACUGCUGCCGGCACCAGGAUCUCUGACCCCCAUGCCUGGACUGCAAUCCGUGCCAAAGCCCCAAGCCCUGCGGUGCCAUCCUGGGAGCUUUGUCAGGUCAGGAGCUGCCAGAGAAGCUCUCCGUGCCAAGGGACCUGGCCCAGGACCAGCUGCCCUGGCCCUGUCUCCUCUGCAGGAACAGCAGGAGCCUUUGCACCAUGCCUUGCCCAUUGUGGGGAUGCUUGUGUGGAGGUGGGACCAGCCCAGCAGCCCAAUGGACACCUAAUAAACUGCUGGCUUCCUUCCUCA
Molecule: messenger RNA, 1265 nt
Organism: Numida meleagris (helmeted guineafowl)
Lineage: Eukaryota; Metazoa; Chordata; Aves; Galliformes; Numididae
Product: cytochrome b ascorbate-dependent protein 3
Exons: 6
Coding region: 38-958 (306 amino acids)
Cellular component (GO): lysosomal membrane
Molecular function (GO): oxidoreductase activity
Source: RefSeq, a predicted model, not a curated record